GCAGAGGACAAAUCUCUUCAGGGCACGAGGAAACUCUCUGCAGCUCGAAGCACAAGGCAUCACAGAUCACUUUGAAAUUCUUUGCAGCCACUCUUUAUUGUUCAAGUCUCUAGGACAACCAUGGCAAUAGUACCCGAACUCGCCAGUGAGAUGACGGCUUACCACAGCGGCAGUGAGAAUGACUUGUUUUUUGAGGAAAAUGAUCCCAAAAGUAUGAAGAGCUACCUCCUGGACCCGGAUGAGGGCAUCCAGCUGCACAUCUCCCCUGGCUACCACAACAAGAGUUUCCAACAGGUCUUGUCGAUCAUCGUGUCUCUGGAGAAGCUGAAGAAGAAAGCAGUUCCCUGCCCUCUGGCCUUCCAGGAUGGCGGUCUGAGGACUUUCUUCUCCUUAAUCUUUGAAGAAGAACUUCUCUAUGAUACAGAGGAUGACAGUUUUGAGUGUGAUGCAAUACAGUCACUGCACUGCAAGCUCCGGGAUGCACACCAAAAAUGCUUGACGUUGUCAGAGUCCUAUGAGCUGAGAGCUCUCCACCUCAGUGCACAGAAUCUGAACCAACAAGUGGUGUUUUCUAUGAACUUUGUACAAGGAGAAGAAAGUAUUGACAAGAUACCUGUAGCGCUGGGCCUCAGGGGGAAGAAUCUGUAUCUGUCCUGUGUGAUGAAAGACGAGAAGCCCACCCUGCAGCUGGAGAGCGUAGACCCCAACCAUUACCCAAGGAAGAAGAUGGAAAAGCGAUUUGUCUUCAACAAGAUAGAAAUCAAGGACAAGGUGGAAUUUGAGUCUGCCCAGUUCCCCAACUGGUACAUCAGCACCUCUCAGGCCCAGAACAUGCCGGUCUUCCUGGGAAAAAACAUUGGUGGCAGAGAUAUAACUGACUUCAGCAUGGAGUUUGUGUCUUCCUAAAGAGAGCCCUCCAUGGAAGAUCUGCAGGUUCUGAAUGUACUCAACACUGUGGCUGAUAGAAGGGGAACACGUUGUGAUGCCUCACUGCCUACCUUCAAGAACUCAGAAGCAUGCUUUCCCGCGGGCUGGCAGAAGGAGCUCCCUUGUAGAACCUUCUGCUGGGCCAGCCUCUCCCACCUCUGCUACUCAUACAAUGUCAGCCCAAUACAAUUCAAAGAAACCCUCUUGUCACCCAGCUUCUAUGAACAACCACUAAAUUAUCUAUUUAUGUAUUUA
Messenger RNA from Ochotona princeps (American pika), 1182 nucleotides. It is a transcript of the gene IL1B, whose product is annotated as interleukin 1 beta. Gene Ontology annotation, molecular function: interleukin-1 receptor binding; cytokine activity. Bases 121 to 906 code for a protein of 261 amino acids. The transcript has 7 exons. Lineage: Eukaryota; Metazoa; Chordata; Mammalia; Lagomorpha; Ochotonidae. Gene Ontology annotation, biological process: cytokine-mediated signaling pathway; immune response; regulation of nitric-oxide synthase activity. The record is from RefSeq and is a predicted model, not a curated record.